This is a messenger RNA of Postia placenta MAD-698-R-SB12, 684 nucleotides long. RefSeq lists its product as hypothetical. Bases 1 to 684 code for a protein of 227 amino acids. The record is from RefSeq and is a predicted model, not a curated record. Gene Ontology annotation, biological process: proton transmembrane transport. Gene Ontology annotation, cellular component: proton-transporting two-sector ATPase complex, catalytic domain. Gene Ontology annotation, molecular function: proton-transporting ATPase activity, rotational mechanism. NCBI's taxonomy places the organism in Eukaryota, Fungi, Basidiomycota, Agaricomycetes, Polyporales, Adustoporiaceae. The transcript has 6 exons.
AUGUCCGCACGGCCACUGAACGACGAUGAAGUCAUCACCGAGAUGAACAAGAUGGUUGCGUUCAUCAAGCAGGAGGCGAUGGAGAAGGCACGCGAGAUCCAAGUCAAGGCGGACGAGGAGUUUGCGAUUGAGAAGGCCAAGCUCGUGAAGCAGGAGCAGCAGGCCAUCGACUUCCAGUUUGAGAAGAAGCGCAAGGGCGCCGAGGUCGCGCAGAAAAUCGCGCAGUCAACGCUCACGAACAAGUCACGCCUGAAGCUGCUCCAGCUGCGCGAAGAGCACCUACAGGACCUCUUCGCCUCCUCCCGCGCGCAGAUCCUCGCCCUCGCCGCGGACGAGGGGCGCUACACGCAGUUUCUCCAGAGCGUGAUCGUGCAGGGCUAUCUCCAGCUGCUCGAGCCCGAGGUCACUGUACUCGUGCGCGAGAAGGACUUCGAGUUCGCCCAGCAGGCCGCGGACAAUGCAGCGGCGCAAUACACCGAGAUCAGCGGGCGCAUCGUCACGCCGACCGUGAAGCCCGCGCUGAGCAACGACAUUGCGGGGGGCGUGAAGCUCAUUGGCGGUACCAACCGAAUCACGCUGGACAACACGCUUGACGAACGGCUUCGGCUACUGGAGGACAGGAUGCUGCCAGAAAUUCGGAACAACCUCUUCGGCGCAAACCCAAAUCGCAAGUUCUACUCAUGA